Molecule: messenger RNA, 660 nt
Organism: Exophiala aquamarina CBS 119918
Lineage: Eukaryota; Fungi; Ascomycota; Eurotiomycetes; Chaetothyriales; Herpotrichiellaceae
Exons: 2
Coding region: 1-660 (219 amino acids)
Molecular function (GO): hydrolase activity
Source: RefSeq, a predicted model, not a curated record
AUGGAGACAACGACCCGUCUGGCACAUGUCAUUUCGGUUCCGUUUCGUCAGGCCCUAAAUAUCUCGCUUCUCCCUCACCAGCAACAGCGAGACUGGACUCCACGAAGUAGCCCUCAGAAAGGCCCAAUCCAGUUGGCCGGUCUUCUGUUCCGACCCGCUGAGGACGGUUCGCCAAAACGGCCCGGUAUCGUUGUCAUCCAUCCUGGUGACGACGUCAAGGAGCAGACGGCGCAACUGUAUGCAAAGAAACUUGCCGGGGAAGGCCUCAUUACUGUCAGCUACGACGAUUCUUAUCAGGGCGAGAGUGGAGGCGAGCCUCACUUUCUAGAAGAUCCCGCGGCAAGAGUCAGCGAUGUUUGGGCGGUUGUCGACUACCUGCAACAACUGAACGGAGUCGACCCUGAGAAAAUCGCCGUCCUCGGCAUCUGCGCCGGGGUGGGCUAUGUUGUGGUUACUGGGAAGGCCGUUGCGACGGUCAGUAUGGUGAAAAUCGGCGACUCGGCUCGUUUGGGAUGGUACGGCUAUGAAGACCCUUCCAAACACGUCGAUCGCUCAAGAUGGCGGCUCAGCAAAUCACCGCCGAGGUCACCCAGGGCGCCGAGCAUGCUGCUGCCCCAUACGUGCCACCGCACCCGGACGAGAAGACCCCGUACGAUUUGA